GAGUUUUAUGUGGAGCUGCUGAAGGCCUCAGCAGCAGCAGGAGACGGCGAGGUGGAGGCGGCCACGUUGACUAAGGAAAGGGCGCUGCUCUCGAAGAAAAGAAAAGCAGCCAAGAUUGUGGACCGGCGCGCGUCUAAAGGCCGCAAGAUUCGCUACAAGCCGAUCCCUGAGCUGGAGAGUUUCAUGACUUCCGUCCCCUGGGUCCCGAACACCGAAGCCCUUCCAGGAGCCGACGACCCCCUUGUGGUGCAGGGCAUAAUCAACAACCUUUUCAGAGCUAGCUAG
Messenger RNA from Eimeria tenella, 285 nucleotides. RefSeq lists its product as uncharacterized. Lineage: Eukaryota; Apicomplexa; Conoidasida; Eucoccidiorida; Eimeriidae. The record is from RefSeq and is a predicted model, not a curated record. The annotation marks the transcript as partial. Gene Ontology annotation, cellular component: nucleolus; nucleus. The transcript is spliced from 4 exons.